Dermatophagoides pteronyssinus (European house dust mite) is the source of this 558-nucleotide messenger RNA. Its product is annotated as protein LLP homolog. The record is from RefSeq and is a predicted model, not a curated record. Gene Ontology annotation, molecular function: RNA binding. Gene Ontology annotation, cellular component: nucleolus. Lineage: Eukaryota; Metazoa; Arthropoda; Arachnida; Sarcoptiformes; Pyroglyphidae. Gene Ontology annotation, biological process: dendrite extension.
CGUCCUUUAUGAACAAGUGAUUUCCACGUGUUUUUGUUUGUUUCAUUUUCAUUUUUUUAAAUUACAUUGCCAUCUUAUUGAAAUUCCAUUCUCGUAUUAUCUCUUUUUCAAUUUUUUUGUGUAUCGAAAAUGGCCAAAAGUAUUCGUAGCAAGCAGAAACGAAAAAUGCGUGCAAUUAAACGUGUUCGAUAUGGACAAAAAGAAUUGAAACGUUUGGUUGAAAUGGUACAGAAAUCCGAGCAAAAUGAAAAACAAGCGCAAGAAGAAAUGAAAGCAACUAUUGCAAAAAUAUCACAAAUAGAUGUGGUCGAAAAACAAGAGAAGAAUACCGAUUACAUUUCGAUGGAAACCGAUCAAAAUGAACGUGAUAGGAAAACUUUGCUCAACAAAUUUGGACAAUAUCCAGCCUGGAUGAAUGGACGUCGAUUAAAACGACAGAAAACUUUGGUGAAAAGAUUGAAAAAGAAGAAAUCCAAAAUUUAGAUUUUUGUUUUUUUGUUUAAUAUAAUUCAUUGUUUAUUCAAACAAUAUGAAAAAUAAAAUAUAAAAUAUUCUUAA